Argiope bruennichi is the source of this 4208-nucleotide messenger RNA. RefSeq lists its product as uncharacterized. NCBI's taxonomy places the organism in Eukaryota, Metazoa, Arthropoda, Arachnida, Araneae, Araneidae. The record is from RefSeq and is a predicted model, not a curated record. Gene Ontology annotation, molecular function: protein binding. The coding region runs from base 266 to 2980 and encodes 904 amino acids. The transcript has 17 exons. Gene Ontology annotation, biological process: negative regulation of inflammatory response.
UGUCUGAUAACGGUGAGAGAAACGUUUCGCUUCAGUUUCGGAAAGUUGAGUGCGAUUAGGAUCGGGGAAGUACCUUUCGGUGUUAUUUUAGAUAUCGAGAAUUAUCUAUAUAAAUAUUAGUCAAUUAUUCCCUUCAAUCUUCUCUUUACUCUGCUGCUCUGAUUGUUUGAGAGAAAUCUUAAAUUUUAGUAAAUUUGCCGAAUCUUUAUAGAAGUUUUGUUGGACGCAAGAUAUAGUAUUGCUUUGAAAUCAAACAAUCCUCAACAUGUGGAAAUUAAUAUUUUGUGCUACCAUCUGUUACCUUUUCAUAUUUAUUAAUUCGGAGAGUACUGAUUCUACUGAUGAUAUAAAGCUUGAGAAAAAAGGAAAAAAUUUGACAUGUGGGCAGAACCUUACUCACCCUACUGGUGGUUUCAAACUCAGCAUCACUAAUCUGACUGGUGGUGUUUGUAGAUGGAAUAUUGUACCUGAAAAGGGGAAUAAGACAAUUCAAAUAAGAUUAUUCAUACAUAAUCUUUUCCUUCAUGAAUAUGAUACGGUCACAUUAUACAAAAGCAUUGAAGAAUCUGAUAAUGAAUCUCUGUCUUUAAUACCACCUUUACAUGCUCAAAAUGGAUCUGUCACAAUUAUUACUAAUGAGUCAUCCUUAUGUAUCAAACUUCAAGGAAAUGAUACCUCUUAUAUAAGACAUUUUGAUGGAUUUUUUAUGAGUGAAGCUUGCUCAUUUCCUAUUCCUCCGGAUCUUCAAAUCAUACAUUCGCCAAUUUAUACAAAUAAUGUUACUGAAAUUGAUUGCACGUAUAUUUUUAAUAAAGAUCAACAUGAAAGAGCCAUUCCUGCAUUUAGGUUUGAAGAAUUUAAUUUUACCACAUCUCAAGUUUCUUUGAAAGGGACUACUAAGGAUGGACCUUACAACAAGAAUGAUCCUCCAAUGGACUUCUUUCUAAAGGAUUCCCCCAUGUCUAUUGAGGUUAAGAUGACUCCACCAACUACUGAAUAUUAUCGCUUGGAAUUUUCUCUUGUAGACAGUGCAUGUAGUUACUACAAGCAAUUAACAGCACAAGAUACAAAGUUCAUGUUUCACUCACCACCAGAAGUUUUAAAUAAUGGUUCAAUCAUCACAGAAUGUCGUUGGGUAUUUGAACAUACAGAUCAUACCAAAAUUUUGGGUCUAGAUUUAUUCAAACAUCAUUUUGAUAAUCCUUUGGAUAUAGUGUCGGUUAAUGAUGGAGCAAGUGAGCUUUCAUCACCUUUACUUCAGGUUACAACUUCAAAUGUGAAUAGUACUCAAAGACAAAUAAUUAGAGCUACUGGACCAUAUUUAUGGGUUGCCUUUAAACCUAAAACAUAUGCAUCAUAUUUUUCUGCUAAUGUUACUGUACAUGGGCAAGGAGGACAUUUUAAAGGAAAUGGUACUAUUUCUAUGACUCCUACAACAGGCAAUGAUACUGUAUUUCUCUUGGAAGUGGAUGAGGGUAAAACAGUUCUUCUGAACUUCACAUCUUCUAAUUUUGAAUUUCCUGCAACAUUAAGCAUUUAUGAUGAUUUUGACCAAAGUAAUUUACUGACUAAUCUGCAUGGCAAAGUUUGGUAUCCAGUAUUGUCAAAGUCUUCUAAAAUGAUGAUUAUCGCUUCUGGUUUUUCAAAGGGCCAGUUCACUGCAACUUUUAGUGGAGUGACACCAGGGUGCUUACACAUGAAUACUAUUUCAAUUGAUAAUUAUGUUUUAUCUGGAAACUGCAAUAAUACUUGCAUGUGGGUUAUUCCUCCUCGAGAUAUUCCUGGUUCAGACCUUCUCUUGAAUCUGCAGUAUCUUCAUCUUAGCAAAGGUGAUCAAAUAAGCAUUUUCAAAAUGGAUGAUUCAAAAACACCUCUUGGUGAAGUACAUUCCAAUGUUACUCAUGUUCCUCAGUUGGUGUUCCCUGCCAAUGUUGGUGCACUGGUAGAAAUUAAUCGAGCUGCAUGUGAAAAAGAAAGUGAGGAUGUUGUUGUAGUUGGCCAUUCCAGUUAUUUGCCAGCUUGUGGUCAAAAUUUAUCUUUGUCUUCUCUUGCGGAAUUUCAAGUUACAUCUCCUAUGUAUCCUGAUACCUAUCCUAUUUUAGCCAGCUGCAGUUGGCAACUGAAUAUUGCUAAAGGAAACUUAAUUCAUUUAGCAUUCGAUUCCAUGAAAUUGGCACCUAAUCAUUGUGUUAAAGUAACACAUCCCUCGGAUAAUAAGACCAUGUCAUUUGAUGGAAGCAAGAUGCCUGGGGAUCUUCUUCUUCCUGGUAAUUCAGUUAUUGAAUUUGAUUCUGCUAACUGCCAAGGAUCUAAAUUAGCCAGCGCUUUGGAAUCCGCUGAAGGUUUUGUUCUGAAUGGGACUGUUGCUGAUUGUGGAGAUUCCCUAAGCGGCAAAACCAGUUCCGAGUUUUCUAUUAUACCUAAUAAAACUCUGUGCAUCUGGAAAGUCUCUGUUCCUGAAACAGAAGAUAAUGCAAAUGACAUAGUUAAUAUUAUAUCCUAUUCUGUGAGCAAAAAAGACGAAAUUGGAAAUUAUGAACUUCUUGUUUAUGAUGGAGAUUCAGUGAGAGAACCACGCAUUGUAAACGAUACAAAAUCUGAAAUAUGGAGUCGAACCAACAAUUUGAUAUUUAUUUAUAAACGAAUUGAUGCUACAAAACCUUCCACAAUUUUAACUGUGAAGUACACCACAGUGGGCUGCAAUAGUACAAAUCAGUGUGCGAACAAAAUCUGUUUACAUCCAGACUGGAGAUGUAAUGGCAUUAAUGAAUGUGGUGAUUUUACUGAUGAAAGGAAUUGCGAGUCUGUUCCAAUUCCACCAAAGCAGGAGAAAGGUGGAUAUUCUGCUACUGCUUUUUGGAUCUGUAUAAUUCUGAUGCUUGCUCUUGGUGCUUUACUGGGUGUUGGUAUACCUUACGGUUAUCAAAAGUUCAAGAAUGGACGAUAUCAUCGAUUUGAUGAUCUUUCUGCUAUUCAUUAAAAUGAUGCAUCUUGGAAAGGGAAUUUUUCAUACUCAUUUUGCAUCUAUUUUAAUUGAAUAACAGUACAAUAUCUUAUUUUGAGUUAUUCAAAAUUUGUCUGCUUCUUAAUCAAGCGUUAAAACUGGUAUUUUAUAUAUAGAAAUUUUAAUUUCAUUUACUGUUAUAUUUCAUGUAGAAAUAUAUAAUUAUUAAAACAAAAAAAAAAUGUUUAUUAUGAACAAAAUUUUCAAUUUUGUUAUUAAACAGAUUUAUGUAAAUUCUCUUUAAAUUUUUAAAUUUAAUCAAUCAAUAUGUUCUGAAAUUCAUUGUCCUAUUAUUUAUUUUUUAAAAAAUCAUUUAGCUAUGGCAUGUUUUAGGAUAGUUAAACCUGAAGUGUGUGAUUAUUAUAAAAUUACUGGAAUGUCUUGAAUUUAUAUGUUGUUUAUUCUUAUUGAUUAAAAUAAAUGAUUAAAUUAAAUAAUACUAAUUAGAUUUUCAAAAUAAUCAAACUUUAUUAAAUUUUCUGAAAUCUAAUUUGUAGUAAUAAUUUGCAAAUUUAAGAUUAAUAAAAAUGCUUUUCUAUUCUGGUUCUGUAAGUUUUUUUUAAAUUUAUUAUGUGUGAUAUUCUAAUGAUCCCAUCUCAGUAUCUUAAUUUUUAAAAUUAUGUAGUAAUCAUUGUAUGGGACAUUCAUCAGAUAAAUUUUAAGAAAUUUAUGUAAUGCAUUCUUAUUACAGUAAUCUGAAUUUUUCCCUUUAAAUUUUCAGAUAAUAUUUUUUUGUGUAUAUAUUGCUUGUAUAUCUACUGUGAUAAAUGGUAAGGCAUGAAUAUGUUCUGGUGUAAUAGUUUCCGUCCCUUGGUCCUUUGUCAUAUUUUUCUCCUAUUUAAAAGCAGACAAACAAAAUAUGAUUUCCUUAAACCCAGUGAUUUUGUACUUUUUAGAUUUAUUUAGAAAUUGGUCAAGUGUAUCAGUAUUGAGGUUUCUUUGUAUGGCCUAAUUAAAGACUGAUAUCAGAUGUUUAUGUAUGUUAUGAAAGUGUGGCAAGUCCAUGUUUAUGAAGUAUCGAUGUAAAAUAUUUGUAAUUUACAAAUACAUUUUGAUAUUUUAAUUUGAUGUUUCAAAUUUAAUAAUUAAAGUUUACCACAUUUUCAGAAUAUACAGUCAAGUGAUGUAAAGUUAGACUGAAAUAGUCUGAGCAUUUCUUUGUUCUUUUUAUGUUGUGUUAUUAUCUAUUAAAUUUUGGUGAAAA